Messenger RNA from Lepus europaeus (European hare), 666 nucleotides. RefSeq names its product IZUMO family member 2 (gene IZUMO2). The record is from RefSeq and is a predicted model, not a curated record. Lineage: Eukaryota; Metazoa; Chordata; Mammalia; Lagomorpha; Leporidae. The coding region runs from base 1 to 666 and encodes 221 amino acids. The transcript is spliced from 7 exons.
AUGGCUCUGGCCUUGGCCCUUCUGCUGCUCUCGGGGCUGAGCGGCCCUGGCGGCUGGGGCUGCCUGCAGUGCGACCUCUCGGUGCUGGACGCCCUGAGUCAGCUGCGCGGCGCCCUCAUCCCCCGGCGCUUCCACCUCGAGCGGCUGCAGGCCCGCGCCCAGGCCCUGCUGCUGGGCAUGGAGGGCUCCUUCUUCCGGGACUACGCGCUGAACGCCUUCGUCGGGAAAGUGGGGAUCGAACAGCUGGACCACGUGGCCGGCUUCCUCAAGAACCAAACGCAGCACUUGAUGGUGACUCCCCUGCAAGAUGGGCCGCUUCUGGAAGAGCUGGUGACCCUCAGGGAGAACGUGAUCCGGGAGCUCAAGAAAGCUUUGCGGUCGUAUGAACUAAAAGCCUGUGACCACAAAAUGUGCCGCUUGCUAAAAGAGGAGGUCGUGGACUGUUGGCACUGCCAGAAAAGGAGCUCCACAUGCAUCAAGAAAAAGUACUGCUUCGUGGACGGGCAGCCGCGCAUGGCCCUGCAGUACCAGGCCGACAGCGGAUACCCGCGGAACCAGGCCCUGCUGGGCGCCGUCGUGUCCGUGUCGACGGCCGUGUUCAUCUUCCUGGUCAUCCUGAUCUCGGCCUGCACCUACAGGCAAAACCGGAGGCUUCUGCUGCGGUAG